Messenger RNA from Pochonia chlamydosporia 170, 1653 nucleotides. RefSeq names its product MFS maltose permease. The coding region runs from base 1 to 1653 and encodes 550 amino acids. Lineage: Eukaryota; Fungi; Ascomycota; Sordariomycetes; Hypocreales; Clavicipitaceae. The record is from RefSeq and is a predicted model, not a curated record. The transcript has a single exon.
AUGCGUGCCAGGCUCGUUGUCCGCCGACAACAACCCAUCCGCUUCGUUCCCUUCAGCCCACAGCCGAUAUGUUCCCGGUCCUUCGCAAACCAAACUAAAUUCACAUCUACAAAGUCCCGACCAAGCCUUCCCUUCCUCCUCGUCCCGAAGACUAAUCCCUCGGUUGCCCGAUCGUUUACCUCUGAGCGCAAACGGUGGUUCAAACACGAAGCAAAGCUUGUCGCGAGAUACACCAUCACAUUUUGGGGUCUUGCGAUAUGCGGAGUCUUGAUCUUCUUUGCCGUCGGCGAAGAGACCCUGGAGCGAGAAUUUCCCACACCCCCCGAAUGGCAUUUCCUGACGAGGAAGUUUCUGAGAGAUGCGCAAAGCUGCAAGGACCCAAAAAAUGGCGAAAUCAAUUGGGCGAGAUGUCUGGAGCUGGCGCGUGGGGUGGUAAUACGAUUGGAGGACCCUAAGCUUGGUGGUGAAAAGGUCACCAAACUCAGCGACGAGGUUGACCCAAGUCUUGAAGUACCCGGGGAAUUUAUCAACUGCGACAUAUCAGCUAUGUCGGAAGAAUGGCGAAGAGGAUACUUUGAGGCUAUCAUGCUCGCCGCCAAAGCCGCUGAACAUCUAGAAGGAUGGGUGAGAGACAAAACGCGGAACGUGGUUUGCGCCCCGGAAUUUGUCAUCGGUCCUUCAAACCCACGACCAACGCCUAUACCCCCUGGGCAGCCACAUGCACCAAGAGAAGAAGAUUGCGAGCAAGCAUACCCGGUUGCCGACAACUGGUAUAUGAAGAUCCUUGCAACGACAGGGCUAACGCCUCGGCAAAAGAUGGAAGGCGCACUGGAAUACGCCAGUUUUAUGGAAUUCAAGAAUGGACAAGAAGGUGCGGAAGCGCUAUAUAGCCUCGCCCUAGCAUCAGCGUCCGCAGGAGUCGACUCGUCGAAACUCCCAUACGACACCACAACAUUCGUUGUCAAAGAUGGGAUGCCAGCGCCGUCAAUGAACAUCCUCGAUGCUUUGACAGCAAUUGCGAACCAGAAAGCCCGGCGAGGCGACAUCUCCUCCGCCCUGCCUAUCUACAUCUCUCUCCUCAGGACACGGCGCUCGCUAUCGGACAUCCCACCACCCGCGGACCGAUCAAAAGCUAACACACUGUCUGCCUACAAACGAUUUGUCAAUUUCUUCGGCCCACCUCCUUAUCCGGCCCCAGGACCAGAUGGCACCCAGCCCCCCUGGCGGAGCCCCUACGAGCGGUGCCAGGAAGCAUCGCUCAAUUUGUACAUUGGUGAAAUUUUAUACGCUACAUCCUCGAGAGACGAGGGCCUGGCGUGGACAAGAGAUGGCGUGGAUCAAGCGGAGGAACAGCUACGUGCGCUUGGGUCAGCAAAUAGGGACAAAGCAACGAAACAAAUUUGUCGAGAGUGCCUGGGUACUGGACUAGAAAACUGGACGACAAUGGUGUCUCGCUUGGCUCGCGCGGAAGAGGCUAAGAAGAGCGGCGCAUCCGCAUCUGGCAUGUUUUCUUUCUGGGGCGGCACCCAAGACGCGGAGGGGAGAUGGGCGGCGGAGGAGGCUGUUGUCCAGGAGCGAACGAGGCGGACUCGUGAGUUAAUGGACGAUAUAACCCCCCCUUCAUUUAGCAUUCUGUCCUACUUUAAGGCGUAA